This is a messenger RNA of Corythoichthys intestinalis (scribbled pipefish), 2857 nucleotides long. RefSeq names its product CDC-like kinase 4a (gene clk4a). Gene Ontology annotation, biological process: peptidyl-tyrosine phosphorylation; regulation of RNA splicing. Lineage: Eukaryota; Metazoa; Chordata; Actinopteri; Syngnathiformes; Syngnathidae. Gene Ontology annotation, cellular component: nucleus. The record is from RefSeq and is a predicted model, not a curated record. Gene Ontology annotation, molecular function: protein serine/threonine kinase activity; ATP binding; protein tyrosine kinase activity. Bases 199 to 1665 code for a protein of 488 amino acids. The transcript is spliced from 13 exons.
GUUACUUAGGCCGGCGACACCGCAUUUUUGACAUCUAGCCGUAUACGUUAGAUACCUGUGAACAACACGAACGGCAAGCACACUCAGCAUUCGCCAUCUUUGAGAGAUAUUCGUCGACAAUACUUUCAGCUCUUUAGUAGUUUCUCUCCUUUCCACCAUUAUAUUUAACCAUUGUGACAUAUUAGCAUUUCAUCUGAGAUGCGUCAUUGCACACGGAUGUACUCUCAGGUUGAGUUUCUUGACGAGUACAGCUGGGAAGGAAGAAUGGAAUAUCGGAAACGCAAAGCUAGGGAUUCGCACAGCAGCGAACGAGAAAACAAGUACAGAAGAACUCAUCGACAUCACAAGACAAGUGACGGUUUCUUUCUGGAGAAUCGCAGUUUGAACCACAGCGUGGACUCCAGAGGCAGGGACACCUGGGAGCCCAGUUUGGAUACGGCCUCCGCAGAGGACAGUCGUGACCGCGUCUACAAGGAGCGAGAUCGAGACUGGCACCAUUACAGCAAGUCUUCCGGACGAAGCGGGCGCAGCGGAAGAAGCCGACGGAGCAGACACAGAGACAGACGGCACAGGCGCAGCCACUCCCGUCACAGGUCCUCCUCGAGGAGGAGCCAUCGCCGCAGGAAAAGAUCCAGGAGUGUUGAGGAUGAUGACGAGGGUCACCUCAUCUAUCACAAUGGAGACAUGCUGAAAGCGAGAUAUGAGAUUGUGUGUACUCUUGGAGAGGGUGCCUUUGGGAAGGUUGUCGAAUGCCUCGAUCGCCUCAAUAACGGCGCUCGAGUGGCUCUGAAGAUCAUAAAAAACAUUGAUCGUUACCGUGAUGCAGCAAAGUCUGAGGUUGCUGUGCUUGAACAUCUUAAGUCCCUCGAUGCUCAGGGCAAAUACGCUUGUGUUCACAUGCUAGACUGGUUUGACUACCACGGGCACAUCUGCAUCGCCUUUGAGCUGCUCGGCCUCAGUACCUAUGAUUUCCUCAAGGAGAACAACUUCAUUCCUUUACCCAUAGAGCACAUCCGAAAAAUGGCUUAUCAGAUCAUUCGCGCUGUUAGAUUUCUGCACAAAAACAAGUUGACCCACACAGACCUGAAGCCUGAAAACAUUCUCUUCAUUGAUUCAGCAUACGAUCUGGAUUACAAUCCAACCAAGAAACGUGAUGAACGGACAUUGAAGAGACCUGAUAUAAAAAUAGUGGAUUUUGGAAACGCGACGUAUGAACAUGAGCAUCACACAUCUGUGGUGUCCACACGUCAUUACCGUGCUCCGGAGGUCAUUUUAGAUCUUGGCUGGGAUCACUCGUGCGAUGUCUGGAGCGUGGGCUGCAUCCUCAUCGAAUACUACCUCGGUUCAACUCUUUUCCAGACUCACGACAGCAAGGAACACCUGGCUAUGAUGGAGAGGGUUCUCGGCCCGAUUCCUUCAAAUCUCCUCCAGAAAACCAGGAAGCAGCGGUAUCUCCACCACAACAAACUGGACUGGGAUGUCGACAGCUCCGGUGGUCGAUAUGUCAGAAAACACUGCAAACCACUCAGGCGGUACAUGGUGUCUCAAAGCGAGGCGCAUCAGCAGCUGUUCGACCUCCUGGAGAAGUUAAUGGAGUACGACCCAGCUAAGCGCAUCACGUUGGAUAAAGCGCUUCAACACCCCUUUUUCGCCUGCUACCAAUAGAGCUAUGGAAUCCCAGGAAUGCCAAAAUUAAAAUAUGAAUGAAUAUGUAAAUAAAUAAAUAGAAGAAUGAAUGAAUAAAAAAUAUGUGAAGAUUUAAAAGUAUAUUCUGUCAUUGACUUUUUGUCAUUGAAAAUCACAAAUGGAAAAAAAAUGACAAUUUUUGUCAUGACUUUUUUUCAUGGAAAAAGAAAACAAAGGCAACUUUUUGCCAUUUCAAUGGCUUUUACCUUUUCUCGUUGAAAAACAAAUGGCAUUUUUUUCCCUCCCCUUUACCUUUUCUAUUUUGCUUGUCAUUGUCUUUACUAACUUUUGCCUUUGACAGACCAUUCCUUUUGGUAAAAGCAAUCGUAUGGCGUUGGGAAGGGCUUUCCAAACAGGAAAGGGUUAGUUAUUGACAGUAUUUGUCUUGGUGACCGGGUAGCUGGCUGGGGCGACCCAUCCAGCCUAUCAACUGCUGCUCUCAGCAGUUGUGAAGAGGAUCGUAUCUCUAAAUGAAUAAUGAAUCAAAAAUCGGUAAUUGGCUAUCGACUACUAUUCCUGUUUGGAAAGUCCCUCAUAACGCCCUUUGAUUGACAGACCGUUCCUUUCCCUAAAAGCAAAGACUAUGACAAGUUAAAUAGAAAAGGCAAAGAAAUUGCCAUAUUUUUUCCCCGUUUUUCCAAAGUCAAAAAGUAAGUAUGACAAAGUAUAGUUUUAUAUUUUCAUUUAUUCCUCUUUAUUUUGGCACUCCUGUGAUUCUAUAUAGUGGAGCAGUGCAAGCCUCAGCUCCAGUUUAAAAAAAAAAAAAAAAACAUUGAGCACCUGAAGCUUUUGGUCACGUAACAUCUUAAACACGGUGCUCAAUUCCAGCCUCAACAUCCUCACUCUCCGGGAGAGGUGAACGCUCAAGACUGUAUCAGUCUUCCUACACGUCCUGAUGCAAAGACUUAGUCCCAUCUCAUUCAUCUUUUCUAAUGUACAACUUUAUUUAUUUUCCACUUUAUAGAUUAAGUGCUCAACUGUCUUUUUUUUUUUUUCCUUCCAGCGUUGGUCCAAAUUAAGUCCUGGUCUUUUUGUAUCUUUUGUCAAUAAAAAAAGUGUCUUUUUCAGUAGCAUUAUAUAGAAUCUUGAGGCUGGAAUUGUUUGUAUUGUACAUAGAACUGAUUCUGGCGUUUUUUUUGUUCGCUUUUCUCAAUAAAAUGAAUCCUGUCAA